This is a messenger RNA of Pristis pectinata (smalltooth sawfish), 1005 nucleotides long. Its product is annotated as mth938 domain-containing protein-like. The transcript has 6 exons. NCBI's taxonomy places the organism in Eukaryota, Metazoa, Chordata, Chondrichthyes, Rhinopristiformes, Pristidae. Gene Ontology annotation, biological process: positive regulation of fat cell differentiation. The coding region runs from base 463 to 837 and encodes 124 amino acids. The record is from RefSeq and is a predicted model, not a curated record. Gene Ontology annotation, cellular component: cytoplasm.
GACGUCCUCCGCUAUCCCAACGUGCAACGCUGCCGAGCCCUCACGGGCGAGGGUGGGAGGACUGGGCGGGCGGGAAGGAGUCCGCCAGCAGCCCGUCCUGCAGCGCGGGGACCAGCCAGGCGUGAGCAAUGGAAUCGAUCCGGGCGGCCGUUGCCAGGGGCAACCGUUGGUAAAAUCUCCUCCCUGAAAGUUAGCAGAGAAAACCCUCCCCCAAAAACCCUUCACAAAAGUGGCGUAAAGCUGCAACCUGAAGCAGAGAGGGAUUGAUUGUGUUUUGUUUUUAGCCAUUGAGGCACCAAAUAGAACGAAAAGAAUUCACAGGGUGGCCAUUUGGUAAAUCGCAGCAGUACAAUACCCUAUAGAAUCAAGAAUCCUGCCUGUGGUAACAGCCGCUAUGAGCGACGCGGACAUUGAAAGCUCCAUCAAUCAUUCAACAAUCCAAAACUGGGCUCGAAUUAUUGGAUGGCCAGCAAAAAAUAUAGUUGCAGUAAAAUAGCUUCGCUGUCUUGGGGUCGGAUGAAGGUCCAGGACUGUCCCACCACUUACAAGGACUGCAAGGUCUGGCCAGGAGGAAGUCGGCCCUGGGACUGGAGAGAGACGGGUACUGAUCACCACCCUGGAGUCCAGGCAGCUGACCUGGAGGAAAUCAUUAACAAAGGGAUUCAGACGCUAGUUAUUGGCUGUGGAAUGAGCGAGGCUUUGCAGGCAGUUGUUCAAGAUGUCCCUCUCUCCUCUGGAACAAUUCCCCUUCCUUUCAACAUGGCCAAAACAACGUCCAACACUCGACUGGAGACACAGGAGACUACAGAUGCCGGAUUCUGGAACAACCUGUCCUGAUGCAGGGUUGUCUAAACAUAGACAAUUCCCUUCCCUCCCACAGAUGCUGCUUGACCCACUGAGUUCCUCCAGCAGAUUGUUGCUCCCUAACUCUCGACUGCUCUGUCCUUACAAACAACGGGCCCAUCAUAAGCUUUCCUUUCCUUUGGAGGCUUCAAGUGUCAUCAA